AUGGAUAAUACAAUGAGCGGCGCCGGCGCAGGACCAUUGCCUACUGGAUUCGGUACACAAUCUGGGGUUAGUGGUGGUAGCACACUCACAGACUUCACGAAGAGGAGGAACUGGCCACAACGAGUGGUUGAAGAGCUGAAGGAUUUUCUCCACAUUCUAACCCCCGAUGGGAGAAUAGUCUAUAUGUCCCCCAGUGGCGAAGCAUUGACGGGGUAUACUCGAGAGGAGCUUGUGGGCAAAUUUAUCGUGGAUUUCAUACACACUGACGAUUCCGGAAUAUUUGUGCGAGAGUUCAACGAAUCUAUCGCUAGUGGCCAUCCUCUCAGAUUUUUCUAUCGAUUUAAGAAGAAGGAUGGGACGUACACGAUUUUCGAAUCUCACGGGCACCCUCAUCUUACCUCGGAAGCCGCACAAUUUGGACCGAACAAUGGAUCAAGCUUCUGCAAAGGAUUUUUCAUGAUGGCGCGUCCAUACCCGACCAAGAACGCUGCACUGCUCGACUCUUUCCUCGAACACAAGAUCGAAAAUGAACGACUUACGAGGAGAAUCGCUGAUCUCAAGCGGGAGGAAGCUGAGGAGGUAGAUGAGUCGCACAAGACAUGGUUGAAAAAGCAAGAAGGGCGACCAGAGAUUCAAUCCGAGGAGAACGAGACGCUGGGAUCCACGACAGCAUCAAUGCCUAGCCAUAUGGCGAACCCAGAUGCAUUAGCAAUGCCACCACCAGCAAAGCCGUCGUCUAUGAAUGCUGCUUUGACUCGACAGAACUUGGAGGAUGCGAACGCCGGAAGCAGACCGGAUUCUAUAAAUGACAAGAUGGCACGUUACGAAGGUGCUACUCAUAUUGAGACGAUUGAGAUGCUGACAGGAUUACGAUACCAAGAUGGAGAACGAAGUCACGGAAUCAGCACUGGAGACCAGAGUCCAGCAUUGAUCAGAGGCGAUGCCGGAAUAGCGAUCCCUGUUGAUAAGGAAGCCAGGGGAGGCGACAAGAAGAAGAAGAUAAAGCUUCCAGAUGAAUAUGUUUGCACAGAUUGUGGUACUCUCGAUUCCCCGGAAUGGCGGAAGGGCCCCAGCGGACCAAAGACGCUCUGCAACGCUUGCGGUCUCCGAUGGGCCAAAAAAGAGAAGAAAAGAGCAGGUCCAUCCCAACCGGCGGCUUUGCAACUGGGGCAGAGCACUGGAAGCAGUUAG
This is a messenger RNA of Hyaloscypha bicolor E, 1191 nucleotides long. Its product is annotated as white-collar 2. The coding region runs from base 1 to 1191 and encodes 396 amino acids. The transcript has 2 exons. Gene Ontology annotation, molecular function: zinc ion binding; protein binding; sequence-specific DNA binding. Lineage: Eukaryota; Fungi; Ascomycota; Leotiomycetes; Helotiales; Hyaloscyphaceae. Gene Ontology annotation, biological process: regulation of DNA-templated transcription. The record is from RefSeq and is a predicted model, not a curated record.